Heteronotia binoei (common prickly gecko) is the source of this 1779-nucleotide messenger RNA. Its product is annotated as kelch-like protein 3. Bases 1 to 1779 code for a protein of 592 amino acids. The transcript has 4 exons. Lineage: Eukaryota; Metazoa; Chordata; Lepidosauria; Squamata; Gekkonidae. Gene Ontology annotation, molecular function: protein binding. The record is from RefSeq and is a predicted model, not a curated record.
AUGCGGAAAUGCCGGAUGUUCCUCUCUGCUCCUGGCCUAGCAGAGAUGUACCAGGAAUUGCUGCUUUGUGACACCAUCCUCAUCGUUGAAGGACGGGCGUUUCCCUGCCACAGAGCUCUCCUGGCAGCCGUCAGCCCAUAUUUCCGGGACAUUUUCACCAGCACCUGGCCCAAUGUAAGAGAGAUUCGGCUGACGAACGUGGCCGCAUCAACCAUCGAAAGCAUUCUGAAAUAUAUCUACACGGAGGAGAUAACGCUCACAUCUGACCAGGCCCCAGGAAUCUUUGCAGGAGCCAGUCAGCUGCAGAUUUUUCCUCUACAGGAUGUCUCCUGUAGGUUCCUCAUUGCAAACCUCUCUUUGCAGAAUUGCUUCACAAUGUACUCUUUGGCUCGCUAUCAUAAAAACCAGCCCUUGCUCCGUGCCACAGUAAGGCUCCUCACCCUCAACUUUGAGGAGGUCUUUGAACUGCAGGCUUUCCUUCAGUUAGAUCUCUAUACAAUCAGGGCCCUGAUAUCUUCCAAUGACCUUGCUGUUUCCUCUGAGCUUAAAGUCUACCAGGCUGUGCGGAGCUGGGUGAACUUCCAGCCCAGCAAGCGUAGCCCGCAUCUUGAAAUGCUGAUGUGCUACGUCCGGUUACCCCUUCUCACCAGCACAGAGCAGAUAGAACUCGAAAGGGACUUGGAGAUGUGGGGGGAUCUUCAACUUCAAUGGAAGCACUUGGACAGCCAGGAGAGGUUGCACAAAGCAGGCGGCCUACGGCAGGGCAUGUGCAAGCCGCACAUCUUGUGUAUUGACACCCAGUUGUCUGAGUACCAAGCAGAAGGAGGUGAGGAUGCCUACAUGGGCUGCUAUGAACCCCAGACAGAAAAAUGGGAGAAGCUCCCCGGUCUGCCGUCCUUGACACAUGCUUGCUGUACAACAGGUGAUGACAAGAUCUACGUUUCCGGAGGGGUCUGCAGAAAUUCUUAUUCGGCAGCUCUGUACGAGUUUGAUUCCUUCAGAUGCCAAUGGGUGGUACUCCCCCACAUGGCCACACCCCGAUGCGCCCAUGGUUUCCUGUUCUACAACCAUAGCCUCUUUGCUGUGGGAGGCUGGUGGAAAUUCCAAGGUUUUCUUGACUCAGCUGAGAGCUUUAAUCUUGAAGAAAGAAGGUGGACUGGGAUCGCCCAACUUCCCUUUACUCUGAGCCACCCAGCAACAAGUGUGUUCCGGAAAAAAAUGUAUUUCCUAGGUGGAGCCACAGGCAUUGCAAGGAAUUGGGUGUUUCACCAAGGGUUUCUGGUUUAUGAGACCGACUCUGAUACCUGGACUCAAGUCCCUCUUUCUAUUGGCUUCUUUGCUGCUGGAGCCGUAGCUAUGGACAAGGGAAUCUACAUCAUUGGGGGUUUCUCCGAGAAGAAGCCUCGGGACUCGAGUGAUAGGUCUGUGAUACCCGAAAACCGUCACACCACUUACAAGUGUUUCUUUGUCAACGAGGCUGGCAAAGUGAAUUGCAACACGGGUAUCCCAAAGCUACCCCAAGGGAUAGCCAAUGCGGGAGUGGUUCGCUGCAACAAUCGGAUCUAUGUCUUGGGUGGGGAAGAUUUAACACAGCGCUACAAAACCAUUUAUCACUGGGAGCCUGGCGAGCGCCGUUGGCGUCGAUGCACCGCAGAUAUCCCCAUCCGCCGUGAAGGUAUCAGUCGGUUCGGCUGCACCGUCUGGAUGAAACCCAAAGCCCACAUCCUUCAACUUUUCCAAACACCAUGCCGUGUCCCCAUGGCUGCACUCUGCAAGUAG